AUGAAGGUUGGAUAUGAAAAUGGUGCAACACUAGAGAAACUAAAAGGGCUUAUGUCCGUUGGGGUUCACAUCGAAAACACCAAGGCGGCAGUGGACGGAAAUAACUCACCGGUAAAUAUGGAUGACGACGUCGAUGAGAAUAUCGAAAACACCAAGGCUAUGGUGGAAAGAAAUAACUCACCGGUAAACAUGGAUAACGACGUCAAUGAGAAGCCUAAUAGUCCGGUCGGAAGAUUAAGAUAUAAUUCAAGCUCAAUGGUCAAUGCGACCAUGUGUGUAACAGCCCGAAGUCCAGGUAUUCCUCUGUUGGACAUUGCAUUUUGA
Lactuca saligna is the source of this 324-nucleotide messenger RNA. The record is from the annotation of a GenBank genome assembly. Lineage: Eukaryota; Viridiplantae; Streptophyta; Magnoliopsida; Asterales; Asteraceae.